Molecule: messenger RNA, 4590 nt
Organism: Arvicanthis niloticus (Nile rat)
Lineage: Eukaryota; Metazoa; Chordata; Mammalia; Rodentia; Muridae
Gene: Nceh1
Product: neutral cholesterol ester hydrolase 1
Cellular component (GO): membrane
Molecular function (GO): carboxylic ester hydrolase activity
Source: RefSeq, a predicted model, not a curated record
UUUUGCAAGGACACCGCGGAGGGGGCAUAUCCGCGCUCCCACUUCCUCCCGACGCAGCCUGUGAUUGGCUCGCAGCCUGAGGAGGAACACGUGAAACAGCAGCUGCGGCUGGCAGAAACUUGCUGGUCGUCUCCCGGUAGCAUCGCAGCGUACGGCUGUCAGCUCCAGACAGCCCGGCCUGGGGACAAUGAGGUCGUCAUGCGUCCUACUGGCCGCGCUGCUGGCGCUGGCCGCCUACUACGUGUACAUCCCACUGCCCAGCACGGUGUCCGACCCCUGGAAACUGAUGCUGCUGGACGCCACUUUCCGCGGCGCGCAGCAAGUGAGUAACCUGAUACAUUCCCUGGGACUGAGCCACCAUCUGAUCACACUGAAUUUCUUCAUCAUCUCUUUUGGCAAGAGAAGCGCAAGGUCUUCUCCGAAAGUGAAGGUGACGGACACCGACUUCGAUGGGGUAGAAGUCCGAGUAUUUGAAGGAGCUCCAAAACCGGAUGAGCCGCUGCGACGCAGCGUGGUCUAUAUCCACGGAGGAGGCUGGGCCUUGGCUAGUGCAAAAAUCAGCUACUAUGACCAGCUGUGCACAGCGAUGGCCGAGGAGCUGAACGCCGUCGUCGUUUCUGUUGAAUACAGGCUAGUCCCACAGGUUUAUUUUCCUGAGCAAAUUUAUGAUGUCAUCCGUGCCACGAAAUACUUCCUGCAGCCAGAAGUCUUAGACAGGUACAAGGUUGACCCUGGAAGAGUGGGCAUUUCUGGAGACAGUGCUGGUGGGAAUCUGGCUGCCGUCCUUGGACAGCAGUUUACCCACGUUGCGAGCCUGAAGAAUAAGCUCAAACUACAGGCUCUGAUCUACCCGGUCUUGCAGGCUUUGGACUUCAACACACCCUCUUACCAGCAGAGCGUGAACGUCCCCAUCCUGCCGCGGCACGUCAUGGUUAGGUAUUGGAUACACUACCUCAAGGGCAACUACGACUUUGUAGAGGCAAUGAUUGUGAACAAUCACACUUCACUUGAUGUAGAAAGGGCUGCAGCCCUCAGGGCCCGUCUCGACUGGACAUCCCUGUUGCCCACAUCCAUCAAAAAGAACUACAAGCCUGUCAUGCAGACCACUGGUGACGCCAGGAUCGUCAAGGACCUCCCUCAGCUGCUGGAUGCUGCUGCUUCUCCGCUCAUCGCAGAGCAGGAAGUGCUUCAGGCCCUCCCAAAGACCUACAUCCUCACGUGCGAGCAUGACGUCCUGCGGGAUGAUGGGAUCAUGUACGCCAAGCGCUUGGAGAGUGCGGGUGUGAACGUGACCUUGGAUCACUUUGAGGAUGGCUUCCAUGGCUGUAUGAUUUUCACAAGCUGGCCGACCAACUUCUCCGUGGGAAUCCGGACUAGGAAUAGUUACAUCAAAUGGCUGGAUCAAAACCUGUGAUGGAGGGAACUCCUCAGACGCACGCAGUCCUUGACCUCUGCUUUGGGAAAACCCGUGCUUUUCAGUCAUCACCUUGUCCUCGUUUUGUGUUAGUACUGAAAUCUGUACCCUACAGACCUUAUAAUAAGUUACAAAGUGACUCUGACGAACUUGGUUAAAGACAUCUGAACUUGGUUUCCCAAAUGAAUCGUUUUUUUUGCUGUUCUUUUUUGAAGCCCAAGUGCUAGGUAGGAGUGGCCACAGUUUGAGGAGCUAGAAACAGCCUUAGAUCCUGCCUCUGUUGUGUUCUUUCCAGAAGUAGUUUUUGCAGCUCUAGGUAAGGUAGUAAAUUCUGAGGAACAAAAACAACAACGACAACAACCCAACCGUGAGCUUUUCUUCAGUUUGCUCAGGUUGACGUGGGCUGCAGAGCAGAGUCUAGUGGACACUCCAAGGGUGGCCCCUGGUACUGCAUAACCUCUGCCUCCCAGGAUGGUUGUGUUUCCUGUGGGAAUUUUGACGGGAUUUCUGGCAAGACAGAUUCCUUCUCAAAAGCUUCCUCAGGAGUAUUAAUUUUCUGAGCUGGAUGCUGUAAAUUCAGUGAGGCUAAAGGCAUACUUAAAAGUUACCUGCUAUUAAGAAAACAUGAGGCUACAUGUACUGGCUAUUUCCUUGGGAAAAUGUUCUGGGAACAAACUUAUUUAACUGUAGAGUAAGUUUCCUAUUAUGAAAUAAGUAAAGAUAGAAAAAUAACAGCCUGUUGUUACUUAAGAAUGCUGCUGGCAUAAGUUACUUAAAGUGGUGUGUAUAUAUUUGGGGUAGUAAGGAAAUAUGUUUAAUAAUAGCUUAAAAUGAUGAGAAAUGCCUGCAGAAAGCUUUGCCCAUUUUUGGCAGAAGGCCUAGUACAUUGAAACCUCAACUUUUCACUCGUAGCUAAAAAUGGGACUAUUUUGCUAUAGCAGUUGUUUAUUUUUUAAGUUAUUUAAUGUUAAUAUAUAGAGCUAAACAGGGUUUUUCUGUAAAAACAUUAGAAAAAAUUUAAGAUAAAAGGUAUUUUAAAAAGAAGACUACCAUAAAGUUAUAUCCACAUGUAAUUUUGUGAGAAGAUACAUAAUAAUAGCAGUACCACAUGUAAGUAAGGAUCAAAUACUUUGAUAUUUAUCUGCAUAUGCAAAUUAAAAUAAUUAGAAACUUUUUACCUAGUAAGUCAUGUUGUACUAGGUACAUGAUGCUGGUUGGUCAUCCUUAACCCAAAUCUGACCUAUUCCAAAAUCCAGAAUUUUGAGUCAGGUCUUAUGAUACAAAUGGAAAAUUCCAGUGAACGUUUAAUUUGUAUAUAAAAUUGUUAAGUAUAUUGUGUUGAAGCUACCCUCAGGCCAUGUAGAUCAGAUGUAUACAAAGCACAAAUGAAUGUCUCAAUUAGAUUUGGGUUCCAUUCGCAAGAUAAUUUAUUAUGUAUAUUCAAAUAUUCUAAUGUCUAGAAAAAUUAAAAUCCUGAUAAUCUGGUUCCCAGCUCUUCAGAUGAGGGAUAGUGAACCUGUAGUUUAAACAGCUUAGGUAAGACUCAUCUACACAUCGCUGCCCACGAUGGCCAGGGGAACCCUCAGGGAAUCCUCUGGGUCAAGGGCAGAUGCUAACACUGCCCGUUCCUCUUAGUUCUCUUUCCGGUCCUGUCCUGGAGUUCUAACUGCCGAGCCUUACCUUCAUAGAAGGUCUUCACUGCCAGUGUGGGCAUCUUGGGCAUAUUAAAGGGAUUCCAGACUAGAUAUGAGUUGAGCACCCUGCCCUUCUUCCUAUCACCCCAGCUUCUGCCGAUAAUCCAUGCUACAUUAAGGGACUGUACAGAGAACACUCAGCCAAGUCACGAUCCAGUUCAUCACGAAGAGAGAGAGACCUUUCCACUCUAUGAAGGGUACCGGCUUCCGGUUUCCAGCAACAAGAUAACAAGUGAAAAUUUGCACACUGACUUUUCAUUUACCAUAAAAGCUACUAGCACCUUUAUGUACAGAACUAAUGUAACUCUGUGUGUGUGUGUGUGCUGUAUGCAUAUAAAAAUGACUGCACAGGCUACUUUGCUGAUGUGUGCUGUCUGCAUGUAGAAAUAUUAGCAUAGGCUACCUUACUGAUGUGCCCAUGUCACUGGUCUCCCUUUUAUCCAAAAUCGGAGAGUAGAAUAACCUGAUCUUUGAGGCCUCUUCCAAUAUUAGUCUUUUCUAAGGUACUUUUUAGUAGGUCGUAAUUUAGUAUACACUAACCCACUCAUCUCUGAAGAUUGAUUUUGCUUAUAAAUUGCUUUUUUUUAAAUUGGCCACAUAGCAUUAAUACCUCAACAGGGUCACUGUUGUUCACAUUUAGGAUAAAAAUUGAUGCCCUUCUUCAGCUGAGGUUGUUAUGGGGGUCAGGAAUCAAUCACAGAGUAUUUUUUUUUAACCUGAUAUUUUCAUUCCUAUUUGAGUGAUGGCCAUCUUUUCAAGGUGCUGGGCGUGGAUCCCCAGGCCUUAUGUGCUUGGCAAGUGCUUUACCCUCAAGCUACACCUGAAGCUCCAUUCCUGGUCUCCUCUGCACCAAUUGAGGGUGUGAGUUAUAUUUUGACUUCAUCUACCUCUGAGAAAGAGGAAAAUGUAAUUAUUCACAGAGUCUCUCAAAAUGGCAUUUCUCUUCCCAAACUAUGAGCCAAAUUCUGCAGAAAUCAUGGAAAGUAAAUGGUGGUGGAUGUCUGAAGAGGCCUCACAGAUGCAAAGAAAAUAUAAGGGACAAAGGGGCCACCCACAGCAUCUGAUGACAUACUUGAGUUUUCUUGUUCUUUGGGGUUUUAUUCUUACAGAUAUGUUACGCUCUACUGCCCGAUCUCUUCAGUCCAAGACAGUUUGGCUUCGCUUCCCUGUGCUAUGAAAAGGUCACACUUUGGAAUACUGAAGGAAAGCCCUGAGGUGCUGUGAUGUGUAGCAAACACCUCUUGGUGUUUUCGUGUUCAUUUAUGAGGACUCAGACUUACAGAAUAAUGCCGAAUGGAAUGUUUUGUGCAUGACCUUUUAACCUUUGACUUUCGCCAAUUCCCCACUGCAACAGGGGGAAGGCAGAUUUUAUGAAGAGUUUUAGGAAUAAAUACCUUUUAUAGAAUGAAAACCCAGUAUGGUACUGGGGAAGUUUAUUUAUGCUUGCAAUCUUGUUUGGAAAUAAAACGGGUCCACCUGGAA